Messenger RNA from Onthophagus taurus, 2320 nucleotides. It is a transcript of the gene m-cup, whose product is annotated as ankyrin repeat protein mann-cup. Gene Ontology annotation, biological process: ubiquitin-dependent protein catabolic process. The record is from RefSeq and is a predicted model, not a curated record. Gene Ontology annotation, molecular function: protein binding. NCBI's taxonomy places the organism in Eukaryota, Metazoa, Arthropoda, Insecta, Coleoptera, Scarabaeidae. Gene Ontology annotation, cellular component: ubiquitin ligase complex.
UAAAGCUGUCAAAAUCGAACGUCAACAACACACACAACACAAAUAAAAGUUAACAGUCGUCGAGUGCGUACGCGCUGUGUAAUAAUGUGGAAAUCGCACAAUAAAGUGGACGUGGUCAGUCAAAAAGACGAUUGCUUUCAGGAUUUAAUCGAAGAGUGUAAGGGUUUACCACCCGGUUCGAAAUUGUCGUAUUCGUUAAGGAGUCGCUUGGAAAAGUUUUCCCUUGCAGUUCGAAAGGAAAUAGUGAAUAGGGUCAAGAUAGGAAAUGCACCCCUAUUCAUUGCCUGCAAGAAAGGCCAAUUAGAAAUCGUCGAGUAUUUGGUAAAUUCGUGUGGAGCGGAUAUUGAACAAGGAGGGUGUUAUGAAGUACCUGAUGAUAGCUUUAUCCAUAGAUCAGUACACUCAGUAACACCUUUAUGGUGUGCAGCAGUAUCCGGUAAAUUGCCUGUUGUUCAAUUUCUUGUGGAUCAUGGUGCCAAUUUAAACGCGGUUUCCGAUAGUGGUUCUACACCUGUAAGAUCAGCUUGUUUUAUGACCCACCUUGAAAUCGUACAGUAUCUAGUUGAAAAAGGAGCGGAUAUAAAUCGUCCGAAUUAUAACGGUGGAACUUGUUUGAUUAAUUCGGUUCAAAGCGCCCAAUUGUGUAGCUUUCUACUAAAACAUGGAGCGGACGUGAACGCUCGUGACAUUCAAAAUAAAACCGCCUUACACUACGCCAUACAAGAACACAGAAUAGAAACUACCGCUUUAUUAUUAGAGCAUGGGGCUAAUUACAACGUAAAAUCGAAAUACGGUGAUGAUGCACUACAGACCGCCUGUUUAAAAGGUGCCGUACCAAUUUUUGAUUAUUUAAUUUCACAUAUUUGGUAUUCGAAUGAACGAUUGGCGAAUGCGCACGAAUUAUUGGGUUCUACGUUUUUGGAUGAACACAACGAUUUGUAUUCGGCGAUUAAACAUUGGAAAAUUGCUCAAACUAUUAGAGAAACACCGCAGGGAAUUAUUCCUAAAUUACCAAUUAUGCAGCCUAGAGAGGCUUUUAGGUAUCAACGCGAAUUCUCAACCAUGGAGGAAUUGGAGAAUUUAAUGGCAGAUUUAGAUUCAAUUAGAAUACAAAGUUUAUUAAUCGCCGAACGAAUUUUGGGACCAAAUCAUAAAGAUAACGUGUUUAGGUUGAUGUUUAGGGGUGCUUCUUAUGCGGAUAUGAUGUGUUAUCAACGUUGUAUCGACCUUUGGAGACGAGCUCUCGAAGUAAGAGUUGAAAAAGACUCGAUUCUUUAUUCAGACACUUGUUUUACUGCUCAAGCCUUGGUGAGAUUCAUGGUCGAUUAUAAUGAAAAACACAUACCAAGCGAUGAUACAGAAAGUACAUAUAUACAAAGAUUUGAAGAUUCUGUUGCUACUUAUAGGAUUUUAACUAAUGAAAUAGGAGAUAUGAGACAACUUUUAAAUGUUAGACCACAGUAUCAAAGACAACUCGAUAACUUCGAUAAAAUUUUAAAAUGCAUCACCCAUUUGAUUUAUUUAAUGCUACAAACGGCCAAAACGCAAGAACAAUGCCAAUUGGUGGUUGAUUUGGUUACUAAAUUGAUACAAAUUAAUCCGAGAUGUGCCACAACAGAUGAAACUCUUUUACAUUUAUGCGUUUCGAAAUUAAACACGAUUAGGUCUGGGUAUUUUAGCGAUGAACAACCAGUUAUAAUUUUUCCUGAGAAACAAGUUAUACAAUUUUUAUUAAACCUUGGUGCUAAUCCAAACGCAACGAACGAUUCGAAAUCAACACCGUUACACGUAGCCACGAUGCCUCAUAACGUAAAUAAUUGGUUAGUCCCGUUACUUUUGGAGUACGGGGCCCAUAUUGAUUUGCCAAACGUAGCGGGAACAUGCCCCGUGGAUCGCGUUAACGUUGAACCAUUCAAUUUGGACAUAAGGAUAUUGAAUUUUAUUUCGCUCAAAUGUUUAUGCGUUAAAACGAUGACCAAAUAUAAGAUUCCUUAUCGAUAUCAACUACCGAAAACGUUGGAAUUGUUUGUUCACGCACACAACAGUUCUAGAUGUUAACAAAGUUCAUUUUGAUGGAGAAGGAGAUGAUAUGAAUGUGAUAUACAUAAAAGUCUGCGAAUACUCUUUGUGUUGUCAGUAUUUGGUUGGAAUUUUUAUUAUGUUUUUUUUUUGGGUGAGUGAAGUAUUACAUAUCAUUAAAAAAAUAAUAAUAUUAAAUAAAAGUAGAUGUUUCAAGGAUUUAAAUGGAAUUGAAAUUCAUUUGAAAUUGUUUUAAACUUAGUUAUUAUUUAGAAUUUUAUCUAUUUAUCAAUUAAAAAUU